Messenger RNA from Williopsis jadinii, 2020 nucleotides. It is a transcript of the gene MDM32, whose product is annotated as Mdm32p. Gene Ontology annotation, biological process: mitochondrion inheritance. The transcript has a single exon. NCBI's taxonomy places the organism in Eukaryota, Fungi, Ascomycota, Saccharomycetes, Phaffomycetales, Wickerhamomycetaceae. The record is from RefSeq and is a predicted model, not a curated record. Gene Ontology annotation, cellular component: mitochondrial inner membrane. Bases 490 to 1914 code for a protein of 474 amino acids.
CACUGUUGUGUAGUAAAUCGUAGAACGAAUGCGCCAAAAACACACUAAUCGGGAAAUUGCCAAUAAAGGAAAUACAGCACGCGCGUCUGUCACAAACGGCGAAAAAGAAACGAAACGCAAAAACCACAAAAGCGAAAGUUCGGGAAUUGAAUUAUUUUUUUCGUUUUGCAUUCUCAUUGGCUGAAAAGACUAAGGUCAAAAUUCUUUCAAUUCUAUUGUUCUCUCCAAUAAACAGAAACCAUCUUGUGAAUAUCCGUUCGAUUUGGAUUAGUUAGCUGCUACUUUUUGCUUGUUGCAGGUUCUAUAGUGUGUGGUUUGCUUCAACAGUGAGCUGAAAGAACUAGCCUGUUACCCCGGGUGAUAUUGUGACAUAUUACACGAGCUAUGAUGAUCUCACGGAGUGUCAUGUGCUCUCUGAGGAGUUCAGUGAGCUCUGUUGCAAAGAAGAGGACCCAUACGCUGGUGCAAUGUAAGAGAUUCAAUAACCACAUGGUUUUCAGAGACCUGAACUACAUGAAUAAGAGCCAGAGCUUGCCAGUCUUGAGCAAGCAAUCGAAGCAUUUGGUGUCAAAGUCCACGCUGUCGAGCACUGCACUUGUCACCAAGGAGUCUCUACUGUUGCAGGCUGAUUCUACGUGGAAGAGAAUGGCGAUACGGUCGAAAUGGGCUCUUAUGAAGAACUACCGGCCGUUUAACGCGGAUGAAGUGAGCGCCAUCUUCUCGUGGGUGAUAUUGAGCCAUAUUGCUUGGAUCAUCUUAGGCACAACGACUUUUUUCUCGCUCUUGUUUCUUGGACUGAACUCACUGUUUGCGAAGGAGAUGGUUGGUAACGUGAUGGGUAAGAUAAUCAUGUCUUACUACCCAGAGUUCAGCAUUGCCUUUGAAGAUGCCGUGGUUCCUGAGUGGGAAAAGGGAAUGAUUGAUUUCAAGAAGGUAAGAUUGUCCACAGUUGAUAAAGAAGGAUUGCAAUUGGACUUAACAUUCGACUCUAUCAAGCUGACUCUAAGCUUCAAGAAAUGGAAGGAUUUGAAAGGAAUUAUUGAAGACGUUGAGAUUCAAGGUCUUUCCGGAACUAUCGAUAGAACCAAUAUCAACGAUGAUACACCUGAAGUGGAUUGGUUUGGCCAUACAGAAUACGAAUUGAACAGUUUGAAGAUAACCGACUCUUCGGUCGUGGUUAUACAAAAGGAAUCAAAACCUUUAAAGAUUGCUCUAUUUGAUCUCGAGAUGCAGAACGUCCGUGCCAAUUGGUUGUUGUUGGACAUGCUGAACGCAACAAACAUAUCAGGCACUGUGAACGAUUCACUAUUCACGUUCCAUAAACGUCAACAUCAACUGGCUUAUGUCAACGACAUUGCCGACGAUCUGAACCCGUGGAAGAGAAUCAUGCGCCAAAAGUUGGAUCCAGUUGAUAUUGAAAGCAUUGGAUUGAUAUCUGACAAAUUCAACUGGCUAACCAGUGGUAAGAUUGAGGUUAUUGCUGAUUUUAUGCCACCAGAGAUACCAGAGGGCUCUCACCAUAACAUGGAUUCCAGAUAUUUGGUUGCAGAUUUCAAGUUACAAUUUUAUGAUCUCAAGACCAAGACACCAUCAGAAGAGCCCUGUCUAUCAACAGGGGAAAAGAUCAUCUCCAUGGAUGAAUUGAAGCCAUUAUUGGCUUAUGUAAAUAGUAAAGAACAUGGUGAGACUCUACCCCCAUUAUCAUUCAGAAUUGUGAAGAAAGUUGACGAAUUGGAGAACGUUUCCACUUUGAAAGAGAGCAAACUGUUGGAUUUGAUUGCUACAGAGGUGUACAUUGAGCUUCUAAAACAUGUUCAAGAGUACGAGAUUGAGCAAAGAAACAAAAGAAUAGCAGCAUGGUCACAAGCAGUGGCUUCACAGCUGGUUGUGGUUGGUCUUGGUGCCAUUGCUUAAGACUGGAGGUUUAAAGACGUGAUACAUGAUACAUCUGUACGAUCAACAUUGCUAUUUAUUAGGCUAUUAAUUACGAAUUUUAUGAUGCAAAUUAUUACACAAUCAA